GUUGUACAGAACACUCCACUCUGCUGUAGGACAGUCUGUAUGUCAGUCACAACCCAACUGGGACCAUGACAACCAUCAUGAUAACAGUACUGAUGCUCUUCAUUCAAACCACCCUGGGGGCUCCUGAAACAGACGGUCCCUUCAACCUCUUCAAUGCAGAAAGUGGCAUUAGACAGGAACAGGCACGCUGGGUGUCAGGAGGACGCCUCUACUACACCAACAACAGGAAGUGUGCUGGGGUUUCUGGGAAGACAGAGGGUAGUACGCUGGUGUCUUCUGACUGUGAUGAGAAGUGCCUCCUCCAGCAGUGGGAGUGCAGUAACAACACACUGCUCGCAUUGAAAGGACAGUCUCUGUACCUGCACAUCAACGACAACAACGAUGUGGUGUUGUCCAGAGACACGGGGCCUCGGAGUCGCUGGACCAUCUCUGGAACAACGGACGGCCCCUGCUCAAGGACCCACAGAGAACUCUUUACCAUCGAAGGAAACGCAUUUGGGCGUCCCUGUCAGUUUCCUUUCCUGUACAAAGACCAAUGGUAUGGAGACUGCACCUUGGUAGACUCCUCUGAUAGACGGCUUUGGUGUGCCAUUGAAACAAACUACCAAGACAAUGAACUGUGGGGCAACUGUCCAUCCAAAUCUACGGAGCAUUGGCAUAAGAACCCGGUCACAGGUGCAUUCUACCAGGUGAACCUCCACUCUGCCCUGACCUGGCACCAGGCUCGGACCAGCUGCCAACAGCAGGGAGCAGACAUGGCCUCAAUCACCGAACCCCUCGAGCAGACCUAUUUAGCAGGCCUGUGUGGUAGACUGCAUGUGCCGCUGUGGACGGGGCUGAAUGCUCUGGAACAGGACAGUGGGUGGCAGUGGAUCAGUGGAAAGCCUCUCCGCUACUUCCGAUGGGACUCUGGUCAUCCUCUCUCUGAUCCUGGUCAUAUCUGUGGACUUGUCGACCCAGGUCAGCAGUCCUACUGGCAGAGCUCCCUGUGCUCCAAGAAACAUGGCUACGUCUGUCAGAAAGACCCACCUACAUCCCCCGUUCCCCCAGAAGUGACAGGUUACUGCUCCAGUCCGUGGAUUCCCUACGCUGCCAGGUGCUACCUCCUCCAGCGUACCAGGAAGACCUGGACAGAGGCUCAGACGGAAUGUCGGAAGGACGGAGGCGAACUGGCCAGCAUCCACAACAUUGAGCAGCACAGCUUUGUGAUGUCACAGCUGGGAUAUGCGGCCGCUGACGAGUUGUGGAUCGGGAUGAAUGAUGUCAAGACGCCACUACUGUUUGAGUGGAGCGACCAAUCCCCUGUCACCUUCACCAGGUGGGAGGAAGCCAUGCCAAUGGAGGGCAACUGUGUACUGGUCAGAGGAGAGCAGGGCAGGUGGGCUACUCAGGUGUGUGACAACCAGCGUGGCUUCAUCUGUAUGAAGAAAUCUACCUCCCAACCCUCAGGGGACCCGGUGGACACUAACCCAGGCUGCAAAUCGCAUUGGACCAGGCACGGCUCCUUCUGCUACUCUGUGGGACCAGAGAUCAAGACCUUUGAUGAGGCCAAAGAGACAUGCAAGAGCUCACAGUCAUAUCUGGCAGAUGUUUCCAGCAGGUUGGAUAAUGCUUUCCUGAUCAGCCUGGUUGGGUCCAGGCCAGAGCAACACUUCUGGAUCGGACUCUCCAACCAGAACCACAUCGACAUCUUCAGCUGGACGAACAGCAACAGGGUCAGGUACACCCACUGGAACGCACAGAUGCCAGGCAGUCGACAGGGUUGUGUGGCCAUGACAACAGGGCCUCUCGCUGGAUUAUGGGAUGUGCUGAGCUGCACCAAUCAGGAGAAGUAUAUCUGUAAACACCUGGCAGAAGGAGCGGGGCCAACACCAGAACCAAUCACACCUGUCCCUCCCAGGUGCCAUGAGGGCUGGUUUCCUGUGGGGUCUCGGAACUACUGCUUCAAGUUCUUUACAGGGCCUCGCAAAGAUGAGAAGACCUGGUUUGAGGCUCGGGACUUCUGCAGGGUGAUUGGAGGAGACCUACUCAGCAUCCACAGUUCUACGGACCACCAGUCUAUGCAUCAUGUCCAUGGUGGGACUUCUUGGAUCGGUCUGAGUGCUCAGGAUCCCAACGCUGGCUUCGCCUGGACUGAUGGGUCGCCACUGUCCUUCCAACACUGGAUGGAGGGGGAACCCAACAACUACAACGGUGUGGAGUCCUGUGCUGAGAUGACGAUCUCUUACUGGGAUGAAGAGGGAUCCUGGAACGAUGUAAACUGUGAGGGCUACAACGACUGGCUGUGUGAGAUCCCUAAAGGAGUGACCCCACUACCUCCUCCCAACAACACCAUCCCUGAGUAUAAUGUGACAGAGGAUGGCUGGCUGGAGUAUGGAGGCUCUCAAUAUUACUUUAAUACUGAGAGGCUGGCCAUGGAGAAUGCCAGACACUACUGUCAGCAGAGGCAUGGGGACCUUGUUGUUAUCAACGGACUAACAGAAAAUACAUUUCUGUGGAAAAAGAUCAAUAAAGAGCAUUUUGGAAACCAUUACAUCGGGCUAAAAGUUGAUCUUGAUCGCUCUUUCGGGUGGAUGAACGGUUCCCCAGUAGUAUUCCAGAGAUGGGACAACAACCAGCCGGACUUCAAGAACAACGAUGAGAACUGUGUUGUCAUGUCCAGCUCCAUGGGUUUCUGGCUUGACUAUAACUGUGGCACUGAAAUGAGGUCCAUCUGUGAGAGGAGUGGUUCCCCCCCAGUGAACAGCACCGUGCCCCCUACUGCCCCCCCCACAGGAGGCUGCCCCCCGGAAUGGGUCCGCUACCAGUCUAAGUGCUACAAAUUGAUUGGAUACCGGGUGCCUUGUACCUGGCUCGAGGCCAGAUCGUACUGCCAAUCCAUGGGAGCUAACCUGGCUUCCAUCGCCAGUCGGGGGGAGCAAGUGUUUUUGACGACCCAGAUGACUUCUGGUGCUACUGACCUGUGGAUUGGACUGAGUAACUUAAACCGGGACGCGUUUGUCUGGACCGAUGGCCAGGCAGUCAAAUACUUAAACUUGGAUUUCACGAAGAUGUUCCCAUCGCGAUGGCAUCACUAUAGUCAGAUGUUCCCAUCGCGAUGGCAUCACCAUAGUCAGAUGUUCCCAUCGCGAUGGCAUCACCAUAGUCAGAUGUAUAUGCUUUCCUCUCAGGCUAGUCAGUGUAUUGUGAUGGCCAGUUCCUCCUCCAUCUUGGGAAAAUGGGAAAUCAGGUCCUGCAACGACACGCACGGAUUCAUCUGUCAGCGUAAAGUUGACUCAGGCAUCCCAGUCCUGACACCGACAGUGUUACCUAGAGGCUGGGUGAAGCUGGCCAACGACUCCUACAAGGUGAUGCCCCAGAACAGGACAUGGCCCGAUGCCCGGAUGCAGUGUGAGGCUGAGGAGGGCCAGCUGGCUAGCACCCUGGAUGAACUGUCAGUAGCCUACCUGGAGCUGCAGGCUCUGAAGCUGCAGACACCACUGUGGAUUGGACUCAAUAGGAAUGAGACGCACGGCUACUUCAGGUGGAUGGACGGCUGGCCCUUGAGCAUGGACCGGUGGGCCCAAGACGAGCCCAGCAGAGACCGGCCCUGUGUCUACCUGGAUGUGGAAGGCACCUGGAAGACAGCCCUUUGUAACCACACCUACCCCAGUGUGUGUAAGCAGUCCCCAGCCGUCCCGCCCACGGCCCCACCCCAGUACCCUGGGGAAUGUAUCCAGGAGGAGGAGCAGGAGGAGAUCAGUGGUAGAAACACCCCCUGGUUCUGGUUGCCUUUCAAAGGGCACUGCUACAGCUUCGUCAUUAAUGACAUAGAGUGGGCCGACGCCUCCACCAGCUGUAAACGUAAAGGGGCGUCUCUGGUGAGCAUCGAGGAUCCUGAAGAACUUCGCUUCAUAAAGAGCAACCUGGAGGUUCUUAAAGACAGCUACUCCUCCUUCUGGAUUGGCCUGUACAAAACACACCUAGGUCAGUGGAAGUGGCUGGACGAAACAAUGCUGGACUACAUUAACUGGGCAGAGGGACAGCCUCAGGACUCUUCCUAUGUCUAUGGAAAUAUGCUAUCCUCCGAUGGGACUUGGAGCACUGCCUCCAGUUGGGAUGAUAAACCAUACAUCUGCAAGACGCCCAAAGUUCUACCAGAAACACCACCAACACAUGUGUCUCUGAAGGCAGGUCAGAGGCGUGUGUAUUCAGGCCUGGCAGUGGUGGUGGUAUUGGCUACCAUGUGUCUGAUGGGCCUCACAGCCUUAAUGCUCUACAAGAAGACCGGCCGUCCCCUGCCCUCCUUCACCAACCCCCUGGUCUUCAGCGCAGGCCGGAGUACCUUCGACAACCCCCUCUACACGGAGCCCGUCGCCGAGGUUGACCCCAGCAUGGUGGACACUAGCCAGCUGGUUAACCAUAUGGAGGCUCAGCCAAUGAUCACUUUAUGAUUGGAGAGAGUCGCUAAUGCAUGCUAGCAGAUACCCAUAGACUUCCAGUAGUUGCGCUAAUGCAUGCUAGCAGAUACCCAUAGACUUCCAGUAGUUGCGCUAAUGCAUGCUAGCAGAUACCCAUAGACUUCCAGUAGUUGCGCUAAUGCAUGCUAGCAGAUACCCAUAGACUUCCAGUAGUUGCGCUAAUGCAUGCUAGCAGAUACCCAUAGACUUCCAGUAGUUGCGCUAAUGCAUGCUAGCAGAUACCCAUAGACUUCCAGUAGUUGCGCUAAUGCAUGCUAGCAGAUACCCAUAGACUUCCAGUAGUUGCGCUAAUGCAUGCUAGCAGAUACCCAUAGACUUCCAGUAGUUGCGCUAAUGCAUGCUAGCAGAUACCCAUAGACUUCCAGUAGUUGCGCUAAUGCAUGCUAGCAGAUACUCAUAGACUUCCAGUAGUUGCGCUAAUGCAUGCUAGCAGAUACCCAUAGACUUCCAGUAGUUGCGCUAAUGCAUGCUAGCAGAUACCCAUAGACUUCCAGUAGUUGCGCUAAUGCAUGCUAGCAGAUACCCAUAGACUUCCAGUAGUUGCGCUAAUGCAUGCUAGCAGAUACCCAUAGACUUCCAGUAGUUGCGCUAAUGCAUGCUAGCAGAUACCCAUAGACUUCCAGUAGUUGCGCUAAUGCAUGCUAGCAGAUACCCAUAGACUUCCAGUAGUUGCGCUAAUGCAUGCUAGCAGAUACCCAUAGACUUCCAGUAGUUGCGCUAAUGCAUGCUAGCAGAUACCCAUUGACUUCCAGUAGUUGCGCUAAUGCAUGCUAGCAGAUACCCAUAGACUUCCAGUAGUUGCGCUAAUGCAUGCUAGCAGAUACCCAUAGACUUCCAGUAGUUGCGCUAAUGCAUGCUAGCAGAUACCCAUAGACUUCCAGUAGUUGCGCUAAUGCAUGCUAGCAGAUACCCAUAGACUUCCAGUAGUUGCGCUAAUGCAUGCUAGCAGAUACCCAUAGACUUCCAGUAGUUGCGCUAAUGCAUGCUAGCAGAUACCCAUAGACUUCCAGUAGUUGCGCUAAUGCAUGCUAGCAGAUACCCAUAGACUUCCAGUAGUUGCGCUAAUGCAUGCUAGCAGAUACCCAUAGACUUCCAGUAGUUGCGCUAAUGCAUGCUAGCAGAUACCCAUAGACUUCCAGGCUUUUAGUUUAGUUUAUUCAUUCGACCAUUCAAAAUAACAAGCACAUAUAAAUCUUAUAAAAAGCCAUAAAUGCAUGAAUAAAAUCAUGUAUGAUAACACACAAUAAAGUCAGGGACUUAUUUCCAUCGAUGGAUAGACAAGAUCGAACAAGAUCGAACACAGCCAGUGAAAUGAUUAAACAAAACCCGAGAAGAAGAACAUCUAUCUCAUCAUUGGAAGGUGGUCACAAACCUGGCUGUCAUCUGAACAUUGAGAUUGUCCAGUAUGUUGGAGUACAUUCUUCCCGUUUCUACAGUAAGAUCAGCUGUUUACUACGAGUUGAACAUUCUGCCAGGUUCCGGUUCAAUGCACUUCUGUUUAAAUCUGAUGGAUUCUCUUCAAAUGUAAACAUGUUUCAAGUUAAACUGUACUUUGUUUGUAUCCUGUUUAGUGAAUGAUUACCGAGAGUAUUAAUGGAGUUUUAGGUCAUGAAACUGUGUGUUUGCUAGUUUAAAAACCUAAUCAUAUACGAGGACAUGGCCUAGGAUCAGAGAGCAGGGUCAAGCCCAGGACGGAGGAAUGACGGGUUGUGAAUCUGACGUCUAGCUAAACAAAGAGAUGGACACAUUCUACAGGGGAAUGGGGGGAAACUCACUGGGGUCAUAAAAUGCAUAGCUGGUGAGGUAACACCUACAAGAGGGUGUUGACCAAAAGGAGGGAGGAGUAUAUGAUGUGUUGUGAACUGA
Oncorhynchus keta (chum salmon) is the source of this 6326-nucleotide messenger RNA. Its product is annotated as macrophage mannose receptor 1-like. The transcript is spliced from 34 exons. NCBI's taxonomy places the organism in Eukaryota, Metazoa, Chordata, Actinopteri, Salmoniformes, Salmonidae. Gene Ontology annotation, molecular function: signaling receptor activity. Bases 66 to 4433 code for a protein of 1455 amino acids. The record is from RefSeq and is a predicted model, not a curated record.